Caenorhabditis remanei is the source of this 1203-nucleotide messenger RNA. RefSeq lists its product as uncharacterized. The record is from RefSeq and is a predicted model, not a curated record. Lineage: Eukaryota; Metazoa; Nematoda; Chromadorea; Rhabditida; Rhabditidae. The coding region runs from base 1 to 1203 and encodes 400 amino acids. The transcript has 10 exons.
AUGGUACGACCUCGUUCUCAAUUGUGGCACUAUUUCGUUAUUUUCGGGUUAUUUUUGUACAUUUUUUGUUUUACUCAAACUGGUUCCAGUUGGUCACGGAAGUUUCGAGAAAGCCAGGAAACGAAUAAUGAGGGACUCAUAAAGUCUGAAAUACAUAAUGAUGAGUAUUGUGUUGCAUACAACUUUUUGGUUGCUACAGAUUCGUUUCGAGAAGAUGGUCUCGAACCAAUCACUCUGGCUAUACAUGGAACUCCAGAAAUGAUGAAAAUGAUAGAGAAAAAACCAUCGAAUUGGGAUGGUCCUAUAUCUUUGGGAUUAUUUGUUGAUUUCCAUUCAAGACAAGCAUUGGAGUACAUCUCUGAAGUGCAUCGGUGUGACGAAGAAUUUAGAAAGAAGGUGACGAUACAUUUUGCCUUCCGCCUCUCUGCUUUCCAGGACAACUGUCCACUGAUAAAAAUUGCAUCCAAAAAUAGAGAAUGCAAGGAAUUUCUAGUAAACCGGGAGAAGUACAGAAGAGAAGUAGCUGGCUCGUUUCAGUUGUAUCCCAGUAAUCUGAUGAGGAAUGUUGCGAGGCAUGGAGCUAAAUCUGAUAUACAUUUCAUUGCGGAUGUAGAUAUGGUGAUGAGUAAAAAUUUUGCCAAAAAAGUCAAGCCAAUUGCAAAUAAAAUGAUUGAUGGAAAAAAUAAAAAAUUGUUGGUUGUCAGACGUUUCGAAACCAACGAAACCACUAUUCCUACUGACCACAAGCAAUUACAAGCUGCCAUCAAAAACAAAAAAGUAUUUCAAUUUCAUCACAAAUUCUUCUUCAAAGGACACAAAAUCACAAACAUUUCCCAUUGGUUCAAUGUUUCUGAGUCCACGGAUAAAAUAGUGGCAUGGGAAAUUCCUUAUACAAGUAGCUUAUGGGAGGUACAAGUUAUUCUACACCGGAAUGAUUUAUACAACGCUGACUACUUUCCUGCGAGAAUUAAGGUGAUGCAGUCUCUGAUAUACAGUUUAUGCCGUGCAAACUAUACAUUCAAUCUACUUUCGCAUGUUUUUGAUGUACACGAAGGCAUCAAACUAGAUGACACGAUGUACUCAAAAUCUGUGAUCUCUCAUUCAAAAAAAUACGGCCGAAAGAGAGCUUACGAACGAUAUGUCAAAGAGAUCGACAAGUCCUAUCCAUUGACCUUGAAACGAUGUGGGAAGUUCGUGAUGUGA